This is a messenger RNA of Selaginella moellendorffii, 1770 nucleotides long. Its product is annotated as probable polygalacturonase At2g43860. Bases 1 to 1410 code for a protein of 469 amino acids. The record is from RefSeq and is a predicted model, not a curated record. NCBI's taxonomy places the organism in Eukaryota, Viridiplantae, Streptophyta, Lycopodiopsida, Selaginellales, Selaginellaceae. Gene Ontology annotation, biological process: carbohydrate metabolic process. The transcript is spliced from 4 exons. Gene Ontology annotation, molecular function: polygalacturonase activity.
AUGGGGAUUUCUGGCAUUGUGAUCCUCUUCGCGGCGAUCUUUCUCUCGUCUCAAUCUCAAUGCGCGAUCUCUAGUAGCAGCGCCAGGAAUUUCCCUCUUCUUCUCGAUCAUGGCCACAGGUGGGUGUGCAAUGUGCUGGAUUUCGGCGCCGUGGCGGAUGGAAAGACGAUCGAUACGUCGGCGAUCCAGUCGGCGAUCGACUACUGCGCCUGGAAGGCGCGCGCGUCGAGCCUGCAUUUUCCUCCAGGGAAAUAUCUCACCGGAGCUGUGUUCCUCGCCUCCAAUAUGGCUGUGGUCAUCGAUCCCGGAGCGAUUAUCCUUGGCAGCUCCCGGCAGGAGGAUUAUCCGCGCGAGAGGUCGCGCUGGUAUGUUCUAGCGGCCGAGAAUGCCGUGAAUGUGAGCGUCACAGGCGGGGGAAUCAUCGAUGGCCGGGGGCUCGAGUUUGUUUCCAGGUUUUGGUCGCGCAAGAACGUUAUGGUCAGCUGGAACACGACGGGUGCGUGCAUUGGCGAUGAAUGCCGGCCUCGCUUGCUAGGAUUCGUGAAUUGCGAGAACGUUCGCGUGUGGAACAUCCAUCUAAGGCAGCCAGCUUACUGGAGCCUCCAUGUUGCCAACUCGAGCGGGAUUUACAUCCAUGAUAUCACCCUGUAUGGAGAUUUUAACACGCCCAACAACGAUGGCAUCGACAUAGAUGGUUCCAACAACACGUACAUCACAAACUGCCGCUUGGACACCGCCGACGAUGGAAUUGUUGUCAAGAGCAUCGCGGGACCAGUAUCUAAUGUAAGCGUGACGAACUCCUGGAUCAGAAGCAAAUCUUGCGCGGUGAAGAUCGGCAGCGAAACUUACCAUGAUCUUGAUGGUCUUUACUUCGACAGCAUCACUAUCGUGGAGUCUCACAGAGGACUUGGAGUACAGUUACGUGACAAAGGGAAUAUUUUCAAUGUAACAUUCUCCAAUAUUGUACUAAGCACUCGCUUGUACGACCCUUUAUGGUGGGGAAGAGCAGAACCAAUCUAUGUCACAGCUUGUCCUCGGAACCUCUCAACGAGUGUGGGCACGAUCGACAGCGUCAGGUUUAUCAACAUUUCCUCUUCAGCAGAAAAUGGUAUUUUCUUGGCCGGCUCGGACGGAGGAGUGCUGAAUAGAUUGGAGCUUUCUAAUGUUUCUGUGAGGCUGGGCAGGAUCACGGACUACCCGGGCGGCCUCCACGAUUAUAGACCAGGUUGUCAAGGCCUCGUACAUCAUCGAACUGCCGGCGUUUUCAUGAAGCACGUACAUGAAGUUACUGUGAAGGACGUGAACUUGCACUGGGAAAGAAGUGGGGUGGAAGAUUGGGAUCUGCCUGUGGAUUUCGAGCCAAGGACUAUCGGACGCCUCUGGAUGAGUAACUUCACAUCCAGCGCAUAGCCAGCAGACGUCAGCUGGCAUCACAGUCUUCUGCCGGCCGAGCUGUUUGUGAAAUAGCUUUGUUACAACAUACGUAUGCUAUAUAUCGUGCGCACUAGAGUCACUCUGAAAGACAAUUUCUUUAAUCGUAACUCGUGAGCGGGGGUCGUUGGAACAACCCCGUCGAGGGAACGAUCAUAUCCUCAACUUCGGAAAGCGUAGAGUGGACGAGAAGCAAGCACUAGCAGACGGUGGGGUCCAAGUUUCUCAGGAAUAUCAGAGAAAAGCUAUUACCCCACCCAGAAUUCGACCUUUCAACCAAGGCACAUAGAUUCCCUGAACACUUUGAUUGACUACUAAAAAAGAAUCAGUCUUUAUCGA